This is a messenger RNA of Salvia hispanica, 1104 nucleotides long. Its product is annotated as flavonoid 8-O-methyltransferase 1-like. Gene Ontology annotation, molecular function: O-methyltransferase activity; protein dimerization activity. The record is from RefSeq and is a predicted model, not a curated record. Lineage: Eukaryota; Viridiplantae; Streptophyta; Magnoliopsida; Lamiales; Lamiaceae.
AUGGUGGUUCCCAAUGCUUCCAGGCAAGAGCUUCUUGAUGCUCAAUCCCAUGUUUGGAAUCUCAUAUACAACUACAUAAGCUCAAUGUCCCUUAAAUCCGCUAUUCAAUUAGGCAUACCCGAUGCCAUCCACAAACACAACAAGCCUAUCACACUUUGUGAAUUGGCCAACGCCCUCUCCAUCAACAAAGCCAAAUCCCACGCCCUCUUUCGCCUGAUGCGAAUUCUAGUCCAUUUCAACAUCUUCGACAAGGUUAAGAUCGAGGAAGAGGAAGAGGCCUACUCGCUCACAAGGGCUUCGCGUCUCUUGCUGAGAGACGAGCCCUUGAGCUUCGCCCCUCUCGCACUCCUCGGGAUUGAUGCGAUCACGGUGGAUCCAUUCCAUCAUAUGGCCGAAUGGUUUAGCGACGAAUGCCCAACUCCAUUCUUCACUAGAAACGGUGUAAAUCAAUGGGAGUUUGGAGGGAGAGACGAGGGUUGGAAUAAAGUGUUCAAUGAGGGAAUGGCUAGUGAUUCGCGGUUUGUGAGCAGCAUACUUGUGAAAGAAUGCAAGCAUGUAUUUGAGGGUUUGGAGAGUGUGGUGGAUGUUGGUGGGGGCACUGGGGUGGUGGCGAAGGUGGUGGCUGGCGCGUUUCCGGGCUUGAAAUGCGUUGUGCUCGACCUUCCACAAGUGGUUCAUGGGCUUGAGGGAUCUGAGAAUAUGACGUUUGUGGGUGGCGAUAUGUUUGAGUUCAUUCCUCCUGGUGAUGCUGUUAUACUCAAGUCGAUACUACAUAACUGGGGCGAAGAAGAUUGUGUUAGAAUAUUGAAAAAAUGCAAAGAAGCAAUAGGGAAUGGUGGGAAGGUGAUAAUUGUGGAUAUGGUUGUGGAUUGUGAGAAGCAAGAGCAUAAUACCUUUCAAACUCAGUUGUUUUUUGAUGUGCUGAUGAUGACUGUGCUGACCGGAAAAGAGAGAACUGAGAAAGAGUGGGCUCACCUCUUUUCUUCAGCUGGCUUCCAAAAUUAUAAAAUCACUCCUGUCUUAGGAUUGAGGUCUGUAAUCCAAGUAUUUCCAUGAUAAUUUUAUCAAAUAAUGUAGGUGUAUGCUAUUAUAUAAUCUCAGUAC